This is a messenger RNA of Sceloporus undulatus (fence lizard), 489 nucleotides long. RefSeq names its product TBC1 domain family member 2B-like. Lineage: Eukaryota; Metazoa; Chordata; Lepidosauria; Squamata; Phrynosomatidae. The transcript has 3 exons. The record is from RefSeq and is a predicted model, not a curated record. Bases 155 to 460 code for a protein of 101 amino acids.
CCUCUUCCUCAGUCAUAGCACUUUAGACUGUCCUGUGUUGCAGCUGUGUUUUUUCCUCUCUCAGGCUGAAAACAUCCUUCAUCCGCACCCAGGCGCAUAGAUUUCUUGCUACUGCUUGCAAAGGCAGCUUGAAAAUGCAGCAACACACCAGGACAUGACGUACUGGCUUCAAGAGCUUCAGCAAAAGAGAUGGGAAUAUUGCAAUAGCCUUGAUGCAGCUAAGAGGGUCAGUCGAACUUCACCUACACCGGGCGACUUCUCCAAAGGACUUGUGGCCAAAGACAAUAUUGAUGUGAAUAUCCUGCCUCCAAAUGCCUCAGCAGAGAGAGCCAGGAACAUCCUAGCAGUAGAGACGGCACCCACGGAGCUGGUGGGAGAACAGGCGGCAUGCCAGCCAGCCCCUGGCCAGCAGAGUGCCAUUAACUUUUCUCUCAAGCAGUGGGGAGCGGAUAUCAAGUGAGUAUUGUUUAUACUAAUAUGUGCUGUGUU